CUCCGAUCGUUAAUAAAAGACUAGAUCUAAACAGUUUAAAGUUGUUCAAUCGUUUCAUCGGUGCAUCCAAGCAAAGAAGUUGAGGUAGGAUUGAAGCAUUAAUUCGUUAAAACAGUUGUUUACAAAGCGCUCUGGAGGCACAACAGCUAAAGUGAAUACUACAGAUCACCGACCAUGAAGGAAGUGGCAGAAUAUCGAGACCGUUAGUCAACGAAAACUUCGAUCUCAUCUGUCCAUUCGAAAAGGAAAAGGACAAGAUGCCUCAGACAAUCCAGGACAGAGAGAACAUCCUCAUUGCCGGAGAUUUCAACGCCGACUGCUCGUAUAUGAACGAAGCUCGGUUCAAGAACUCCGCUCUUGUCAAAGACCAUCGCUUCACUUUCCUCAUCGACACGAAUGUCGACACCACGGCCAGCGACAACACCAACUGCGCCUACGACAGGUUUGUGGUGGCCGGAAGUCAGCUGACAGCAGCCGUGGUGCCGGGCAGUGCUCGGGUCAUCAAUCUCCCCAAAGCCCUACACCUGACCACCGUUGAGGCUCAGGCGGUCAGCGAUCACUACCCCAUCGAGGUGAAAAUACAUUAGAAGAUUUAACUCCUCCAUUCAAGCUUCGCAGUGCCAUAUGUGACAAUAAACGCGAUCCCGAAGAGUGUGUAACAUGAUUCGUCAAGUUGCGACAACCAGGAGAAACCACCCGAAGCUCCAGCGCCGUCUGACAUUAAAGUGUUUUUCAUUUC
Pomacea canaliculata is the source of this 739-nucleotide messenger RNA. Its product is annotated as deoxyribonuclease gamma-like. Gene Ontology annotation, molecular function: DNA nuclease activity. Gene Ontology annotation, biological process: DNA catabolic process. Lineage: Eukaryota; Metazoa; Mollusca; Gastropoda; Architaenioglossa; Ampullariidae. The record is from RefSeq and is a predicted model, not a curated record. The transcript has 4 exons. Gene Ontology annotation, cellular component: nucleus. The coding region runs from base 258 to 587 and encodes 109 amino acids.